Molossus molossus (Pallas's mastiff bat) is the source of this 864-nucleotide messenger RNA. RefSeq names its product glycoprotein IX platelet (gene GP9). NCBI's taxonomy places the organism in Eukaryota, Metazoa, Chordata, Mammalia, Chiroptera, Molossidae. The transcript is spliced from 3 exons. Bases 211 to 762 code for a protein of 183 amino acids. The record is from RefSeq and is a predicted model, not a curated record.
CCCUCUCAAGCAGUGGCCACCAUCAGCUGCUGUACAUAGAACUGCCACCUCAGCCUCAACCAGAACAGUUCAAGCCACAGAAAGGGGAACCAGACCGCAGGUUUCAAAGUUUCAAAGCAUCCUUGCUGUGCUGUUUUCUACAUCGAGUCUCACAUAAGAGUUCACCUUGCCAUGGCAAGCUGUUUGAAAUUGGUGUGAUGAGCCUGCACAAUGCCUGCUUGGGGGACCCUGUUCCUGCUCUGGGCUACUGUGGAGGCCACCAAAGACUGCCCUGAACCAUGCACCUGCCAGGCCCUGGAAUCCAUGGGACUAUGGGUGGACUGCAGGGGGCGAGGGCUCACAUCCCUGCCUGCUCUGCCAGCUCAUACCCGCCACCUUCUGCUGGCCAAUAACAGCCUUCGUUCAUUGGCCCCUGGCACCUUCGACCACCUGCUCCAGUUGCAGACACUCGAUGUGACACAGAAUCCUUGGCACUGUGACUGCAGCCUCAUCUACUUGCACCUCUGGCUGGAAGACCGCACACCUGAGGCUCUGCUGGAUGUCCACUGUGCUAGCCCCAGCCUUGCCACCAUCCACCCACUGGGCCAGCUCACAGGCUAUGAGCUGGGAAACUGUGGCUGGCAGCUACAGACAUCCUGGGCCUACCCAGGGGUCUGGUGGGAUGUGGCACUGGUUGUUGUGGUAACAAUGGGUCUGAUUCUCCUGGCAAGUCUGCUGUGCACUGCCACAGAGCCCCUCCUCCUGGGGUCAUUCUCAAGCUAAGCAGCCAGGCCCUGAGUCCCUCCCCAGACUUCUCUAGCCCUGAUCAGCCAGAACCACCAGUUACUCAAAAUAAACUGGCUGUUCAGCCAUUUUAUCCAAGAU